UUGAUAUCUAUAUAUCCAUAUCCAUUUCUCCUUGCACACCUACCUAGGUAGAGAUCUACAGUCAUGGUGAUGGAGCUUCAAAGCCAGAACAACCCUUUCUCUAUUCACUUGAUUACCUUCUUUUUGUUUCUCUUGUUCCUGUUAUUCAAAUUAGUUAAGAAAUCGAGUUCCAACAACACCAGCAAAUUACCUCCAGGACCAAAGACACUACCUCUCAUAGGGAACCUACACCAGCUUGUUGGUUCAAAGAGUCAUCACUGCUUUAAAAAAUUGGCAGACAAGUAUGGUCCUCUAAUGCACCUAAAACUGGGAGAGGUAUCCAACAUCAUAGUCACUUCAAAAGAAUUGGCACAAGAGAUUAUGAGAACUCAGGAUCUCAACUUUGCAGAUAGACCAAACCUUGUAUCCACAAAAAUAGUUUCCUACAACGCCACCAGCAUUUCCUUCGCCCCACAUGGAGACUAUUGGAGGCAACUGCGAAAGUUGUGCACAGUGGAGCUAUUAACAUCAAAGAGAGUGCAAUCUUUUCGGUCCAUAAGAGAAGACGAGGUGUCUGAGCUUGUUCAGAAAAUACGUGCAGGUGCAAGUGAAGAAGGGUCCGUUUUCAAUCUCUCUCAGCACAUUUACCCUAUGACUUAUGCGAUUGCGGCACGAGCUUCUUUUGGUAAGAAGAGUAAAUACCAAGAAAUGUUCAUAUCGUUGAUUAAGGAACAGUUGAGUCUCAUAGGAGGGUUCUCUCUUGCUGAUCUCUACCCUUCUAUUGGACUACUCCAAAUCAUGGCCAAGGCCAAAGUUGAAAAAGUCCACAGAGAGGUUGAUAGGGUGUUGCAAGACAUCAUCGACCAACACAAGAGCAGGAAAAGCACCGACCGUGAAGCAGUGGAAGAUCUGGUUGAUGUCCUUCUCAAGUUUCGGUCGGAAAAUGAAUUGCAAUAUCCCCUGACUGAUGACAACCUUAAAGCCGUCAUCCAGGACAUGUUUAUUGGUGGUGGUGAAACAUCAUCUUCCACUGUGGAAUGGUCAAUGUCAGAAAUGGUAAGGAACCCUUGGGCGAUGGAAAAAGCACAAGCUGAGGUAAGAAAGGUGUUUGAUAGCAAAGGAUAUGUGAAUGAGGCAGAGUUGCACCAAUUGACAUACUUAAAGUGCAUCAUCAGAGAAGCUAUGAGGUUACAUCCACCUGUGCCAUUGUUAAUUCCUAGAGUAAAUAGAGAGAGGUGCAAAAUCAAUGGAUAUGAGAUACCAGCUAAGACCAGGGUCUUUAUCAAUGCUUGGGCAAUUGGAAGGGAUCCCAAGUAUUGGACUGAAGCUGAAAGUUUCAAACCUGAGAGGUUUCUUAAUAGCUCUAUUGAUUUUAAGGGCACAAACUAUGAAUUUAUCCCAUUUGGUGCUGGAAGGAGAAUCUGCCCAGGCAUUUCAUUUGCUACACCUAACAUUGAGCUGCCACUUGCUCAUUUGCUUUACCAUUUUGAUUGGAAGCUUCCCAACAAUAUGAAGAAUGAAGAACUUGACAUGACUGAGUCAUAUGGGGCUACAGCAAGAAGAGCAAAAGACCUAUGCUUGAUUCCCAUUACCGUUCGACCUUAAAAUUAAAUGUCAUAAACUAUUUAAAUUUUAUCUUUUACUAUUCUCAGCAUCUUGUAUGGUAAUUUGGGCAAACAAGAAUAUAUAUCUCCAAUGACUUUAUGCACUUCAUUUUCAUGUUCUCUUUAAAUAAAAUUUAUUUUCGUUGUUUGAAA
Molecule: messenger RNA, 1736 nt
Organism: Glycine soja
Lineage: Eukaryota; Viridiplantae; Streptophyta; Magnoliopsida; Fabales; Fabaceae
Product: cytochrome P450 71D10-like
Exons: 2
Coding region: 64-1584 (506 amino acids)
Molecular function (GO): oxidoreductase activity, acting on paired donors, with incorporation or reduction of molecular oxygen; iron ion binding; monooxygenase activity
Source: RefSeq, a predicted model, not a curated record